ACCGAGGCUGCAAAAAGCUGUAAUUCUGCGCAGCGUCUCACACAUUUUGAUCAACUCAAUCUAGGAGCAUGGUUUCGGGAAGGAGGCGGGCUCUUAGGUCAAACGCGAUAUUUCCAUCCGUCAAAUGCCGCGGUUUCGGAUAUUACACUGUAAUGCUUAAAAACGUGGAAUUUUACAGUGACGUUAGUCAUGCUGUCGUUUAUUUUCUGAGCGGUUUUGUACAUAGAGAGCUUUACAAACUUCAAUACUGGACUGACCCACUGUGUGAUGGUGUAACGUCGUCCUUUAGUCUCGAAAUUCAUCAAUUCAUUGUAGGCUAGGUUGCACUCUCAAUGUGGAGGUUGCUUUCCAUAUUGUCUUCAACAAACACAGACAGAGAUGCUGUGAUCAAAGUGACAAGGAGGAACUACUAGAGACGAGGAGAGUGAGGGAGGAGGUCACCAUGAAAGGCUUGAGUGGCUCCAGAUGCUGCUUCUACAUAGGUUUCUUAGUGGGAACCCUGAGCCUGUACUUCCUGCGCCAGGUGUGGUUCGAGAUGAGCAUGGAGUCCGAUGUGCUGGGAGAGGGCCAGGACAGCUCAGUAGCAGCAUUGUCGAGGAAGAGACAGUCUAGUGACAGUAAUAACUGGAGAAUGGAAGGAGCAACCCUCAUCAACCUCAACCAUCCACACCACAUAGGUGAGGACAGUAGCGUGGCAGAUGAGCUGUACCGGAAGGUGCGCAUCCUGUGCUGGGUGAUGACUGGUCCCAGUAACCUGCAGACCAAGGCCCGCCACGUAAAGGCCACUUGGAGCCGCCACUGCAACGUUGUAGUCUUCGUAAGCUCUAUCGACGACCCAGACUUCCCCACAGUGGGGCUCGGCACGGGGGAGGGCCGCGACCAGCUUUACUGGAAGACCAUCCGGGCCUUCCACUAUGCCCUGGAGCAUCAUGGGAAUGAUGCCGACUGGUUCCUCAAGGCGGACGACGACACCUUCGUAGUGGUGGACAACCUGCGCUGGGUCCUGUCCAAUCACACGCCCGAGGAGCCCCUCUACUUUGGCAAGCGCUUCAAGCCCUACACAAAGCAGGGGUACAUGAGUGGCGGAGCAGGAUAUGUGUUGAGUAAAGAAGCUCUCAGGAGGUUUGUGGAGGGGUUCAAGACCAAGGUGUGUACCCAUACCACCUCUGUGGAGGACUUGGCUCUGGGACAGUGUCUGGAGAAGAUGGGUGUUCUGGCUAUGGACUCGAGGGAUACCCUUCAACGGGAGACGUUUCAUCCGUUUGUUCCCGAGCAUCAUCUGACAGGGAAGUUCUCCAAGAGCUUCUGGUACUGGAGCUACUGCUACUACCCCAUCGUAGAGGGUCCCCGGUGCUGCUCAGACCUGGCAGUAUCCUUUCACUAUGUGGAUGCAAAGCUGAUGUACACACUGGAAUACUGGACUUACCACCUCCGUGCCUACGGCUACAGGUACCGCUACAGACCUCCACUACCCCAGGGCCUGGUGGAGCGGCAGGCCCAGACAGAGAGGCCUACAGUGGGUACAGCUGGGAGAGGGAGAACCCCAGCUGUUAUUACUGUUGGUGGUGAUGGAGACCAGUCCAAAGCAGAGUCCGGGGCAAAGCCUUUGUCAGACAAAGGUGGGAAGGAGACAUUGGGUAAAAUACCCAUUGACAACAACAGGACUGCAGUCACACAGGAGAGACAAGGGUGAUUCUCUCUGUAUGGGUUUACAUGUGUUUUUGGAACGGGAAUGUGUAGUGUAUGGGCCAGGAUGGGGCAAUUCCACUUAAAUUCAGUCAAUUUAAGUUUACUUCCUGAAUUGACACAUGAAUAAUGAAAAAAUGAUUACCCACAUAGUGCUCUUAUGGCCAGUUCCACCACAGUGCAGGUUUAAUUGAUUAUGGGGAUUUUAUAAAUAUAUAUAUAUAUUUAUCUUUUAAGUGAGUACAUAUACUGUAAAUCAUUUAACUUGAAAGUCUUAACUGUUUUUAUUUGAUAUCUGUUGCGAUUUAAUGAUAUUCUGUUUGAAUUUAAAUAGUAUGCAGUUACUUACCAUUCAUCUAUAUCCAGUACUUGACAGCUUAUUAGGUGUUACGCACGCCUCUUUCGUUACGCUUGAUAACUUGGUACAGACGACUGUGCUGCCCUUUGGAAUGCGUAAUGCAUCUGUUAGGUUUAAAACGUGCAUUGUAUUUGAGGUUUUGAAGUUUUUAAUUUCCACUUUGAAAGUUCAGACUUGAUUUUCCCUUAUGAAAAAAUGUAUCAACCCCUACAAAAAAGUCCAUUAAUUAUAAUCCACAUAAUAAUUCUCAUUUCUUGUUACUACAAACUUAUUUUCUUGCUGUAGCAAACUGGCUUAUUUAAAUCCUACAUCUGUAGAUGCUUUGAAUGUCAUGAAGAUUGUAAAAUGGUUGGAAUGACUUGGCUUCUUUCUUAACGGUAGUUUAAGCCAUUUACCUUGUUCUCUGGUUUCGUUGUCUUUUUGGGAGGUCGAAGAGAAGAUUUCAUAUCUACACUAAACAUUGACCUGUAUGUUUUUCAGCUGGAAUGAAACAAGCAAUUUAGGGUGGGAUUCAAUCCGAUGGCCGGUUAUUGGCAUUGCGGCUUUUAAAGGCCAUUUUGUUUACCGUGAAUGGGAUCUCUGCGAAAGCGGCAACAUUGCCUUUGAAAGCCGCAAUGCCUAUAACCCGUGAUUGUAUUGAAUCCCAGCCCUAGUAUACAUCAUAACCUUUUGUACUGUAUAUACUCUACCAGUAGAAUCGGUGGCAGCUGUGGGAUCCUGUAUUUCCAUAGUCUCUCUUUCCAUUUGAUAAGAUAUUACAGUUGUGAUAUGACAAGAAGUACAAAGAUUAAAGGUUAAAUUAAUAUUUUAAUUUACAACAACAAAA
This is a messenger RNA of Oncorhynchus keta (chum salmon), 2870 nucleotides long. It is a transcript of the gene c1galt1la, whose product is annotated as core 1 synthase, glycoprotein-N-acetylgalactosamine 3-beta-galactosyltransferase 1, like a. Gene Ontology annotation, molecular function: N-acetylgalactosaminide beta-1,3-galactosyltransferase activity. Gene Ontology annotation, cellular component: membrane. The record is from RefSeq and is a predicted model, not a curated record. The coding region runs from base 443 to 1693 and encodes 416 amino acids. The transcript has 6 exons. Lineage: Eukaryota; Metazoa; Chordata; Actinopteri; Salmoniformes; Salmonidae.